Molecule: messenger RNA, 2183 nt
Organism: Wasmannia auropunctata (little fire ant)
Lineage: Eukaryota; Metazoa; Arthropoda; Insecta; Hymenoptera; Formicidae
Product: polycomb protein eed-like
Exons: 2
Coding region: 105-1382 (425 amino acids)
Biological process (GO): negative regulation of transcription by RNA polymerase II
Cellular component (GO): ESC/E(Z) complex
Molecular function (GO): protein binding; nucleosome binding
Source: RefSeq, a predicted model, not a curated record
AAACUGUGGUGUACCAGUUAUUGGAACUGUCGCACAAUACAACUAGAUUACAGAGGUAGUGAGGUGCUGCAUAGAGUGAUUCACUGAUCCAAAUCAGCAUCAAGAUGAAAAAAUCAAGCGGCAAGACGUACACUUCCAGCCAGGAGGACAGCGAGAACGACAGCGACGUAACGGAAUGCAGCAUCGGAAGCAACUCUACCGCCGGUACUCACCGCAGCGAUACGCCGACUCGUAGCGCCCGUUACAAACGGAAAGGCCGUCGCAGGAGCAAAACGGCCAAGUACAAACCCUCCAUGGACAAGCCGUUGUACAAGUACUGCUGCAGCGUCAAGGAGGAUCACGGGCAGCCCCUGUUCGGCGUACAGUUCAACUAUCACUUGAAGGAGGGCGAGCCGUUGAUAUUCGCCUCCGUGGGCAGCAAUCGCGUGAGCAUCUACGAGUGCCCGCAGAGCGGAAACAUACGGCUUCAGCAGUGCUACGCCGAUCCGGACACGGAGGAGAAUUUCUACACGUGCGCGUGGACGUACGACGACUUCGGCAAGCCCCUGCUGGGCGUCGCGGGAUCACGUGGCGUCAUCCGCGUCAUCAGCGCGGCGACGAUGACCUGCAUCAAGCACUACAUCGGCCACGGGCACGCGAUAAACGAGCUGAAGAUCCACCCGAGGGACCCGAACAUCCUGCUGUCCGCGUCGAAGGAUCACGCUCUCAGGCUGUGGAACAUCAAGACGGACGUGUGCAUCGCGAUUUUCGGCGGCGUGGAGGGCCACCGGGACGAGGUGCUGAGCGCCGACUUUGACAUACGGGGCCAGAGGAUCAUCUCGUGCGGCAUGGACCACGCGCUCAAGCUGUGGUCCCUGGACAAGCCGGACAUGCAGGAGGCGAUAAAGCAGUCCUACCACUGCAACCCCACCCGCAACGGCCGGCCCUUCGACUCGAUACUGCAGCACUUCCCGGACUUCACCACCCGCGACGUUCAUCGGAAUUACGUCGACUGCGUGAGGUGGUUCGGCGACUUUAUCCUUAGCAAAUCCUGCGAGAAUUGCAUCGUGUGCUGGAAACCGGGCAGGCUCGAGGACUCGCAGCUGCGCAACGGGGAGACGAGCGCGACGGUCCUGCAUCGUUUCGAGUUCAAGGAGUGCGACAUCUGGUUCAUACGCUUCUCCAUGGACUUCUGGCAGCGCACGAUCGCGCUGGGGAAUCAGGUCGGCCGCACCUACGUCUGGGACCUGGACGUGGACGAGCCCGGGCAGGCGCGCGGCUCGUCCCUCCAGCAUCCCCGUUGCACCGCGCCGAUACGCCAGACCAGCCUGAGCCGAGACGGCUCCGUGCUGUUGUGCGUCUGCGACGACGCGACGAUCUGGAGAUGGAAUCGCGAUCAUUGAACUCCACUCGAACACUUCCGUUUUUUAUCGCGACUAAGAAGACGUGCCUUUAUAUGUAUAUGCUAAAACUAUUAUUGAAUAUUCGUGCUUUUUACAGCGGUUUUUAAAUUCAUAGGCGAAACUUAACAAUGUAGAUUAAAGCGGCGUCUACAAUGAGACUUACGAUUUAAGAAAACUGAUCAGUCACAAUCGAUUUUUCAUCUCACGUAAGAAGAAUAAUCGAUUGUGAUUGGUCAAUUUUCUUAAAUCUUAAGUCUUAAGUUUCAUUGUUCAAAAUCAAACCCAUGUUAUGCGACGUCUACAAUGAGACUUAAGAUUUAAGAAAAUUGACAAAUUAUAUUCAUCUCACAUAAGAAGAAUAAACAACUGUGAUUGGUCAAUUUUCUUAAAUCUUAACGUCUCAUUGUAGACGCCGCUUAAAACCAUAAUCACACUAGCGAUUGAAAUUGAGAUUGGAUUGGAAUGUUAUCAAUCAGAAAAAAAGUAAUUAAUAUCGAGUUUAGUAAAUUUUACUUUGAUUGUUCAAUUCAAUCUCAAUCGCUAGUGUGAUUACGGCUUAAUGUAUGUACGCGCGCGUGUAUAAUCAAAAAAUUGCAUUCCCAAUUAUCGCAUACUGAACGUUUUUUAAUUGUACAGACUGCUAUCCGACGACGUAGUUGUUGUCGACGUAGCUGUAGUUUUAUAAUGAAGAAAUUACCAAUUGAACUGCGAGCAUCUCUAGAAUUAUAAGCGAAUGAGAUUAUAGAAAAUAGAAACCCAGUAAACGGAAAUGGAUUAAAAUAUUUUUUUUUUAAUUGAAAU